UAUUCCUGAUUUUCUUCACGUACGAAGGAAACGAGGCGUCCUAUUUUAAUAUUAUAAUCAAAGUAAGAACGGAAACUCCGCGGCCACAUGACCUAGCUGUUACAAUCUGUUAUCAGUGAAAUUUCCAUUGUGUAUCAAGACACUGUCAACCAGUUUAUAAAUUCAUUCUUUUUAUCACGUGUAAGGGACUUAAAACAUAUACAGAAUCACACGUGCAUGGAGGUGUUUCUCGUGCUACUAGGAUGCGCAUGCGCGGUGAUGGGAGCCCCGAGCGGGGCGGCAGACACGGAAAAAGUUGACCUUCUAAUGCCAAGCGUCAAACCACAGACGCCUGACACAUAUCUCUGUCACCCAAUGAAGAUUGGAAAAGAUCCCAAAUAUAUUGUGAAAUUUGAGCCGCACGCAAACAUGGCGAUCGCCCACCACAUCCUUCUGUAUGGCUGCGAGGUUCCCGGGAGUAACUCUGUCUGGAAUUGCGGUGAGAUGCACGCUUCCGGAAGUGGAUACAAGACAGGGCCGGUGUGCGCUCAAGGCGCCCGCAUUCUGUACGCGUGGGCCAUGGACGCUCCAGCACUCUCUCUCCCGGAAGAUGUUGGCUUCAAGGUCGGCGGGAAAACGGGCAUCAACUACCUCGUGGUACAGAUACACUACAAGAACGUCACCACUUUCCUCCCACCUGCGAAUGGCCAUGACAAUUCUGGGUUAACGCUAACAAUGACAAAUACACCACAGCGACGGCGAGCCGGUGUGUAUCUUCUUGGGACAAGCGGAAGUAUCCCACCAAACAGUGUAACCUACAUGGAGACGGAAUGCAGCUUUAAUGAGAACUUUGAAGUCCAUCCGUUCGCCUUCCGAACACACGCACAUGGGCUUGGUCAGGUUACAUCUGGUUACCGCAUCAGAGAUGGCCAGUGGACUGAAAUCGGACGCCAGACGCCACAAAAACCGCAGAUGUUCUACAACAGUACAACGCCUGGGCUUGUUGUUAAAAAGGGAGACAUAUUGGCUGCCCGGUGUACAAUGAAAAACGACAAGAACACAGUUAUGAACAUUGGGAGCACUCAGAAUGAUGAAAUGUGCAACUUCUACAUGAUGUACUACGUGGACGGGGAUAAGACUAUGUCAGGGACCUACUGUUUCACGGAGGGCCCACCCCGUUACUACUGGGCUAACGAUGAGCGCAUGCGCAAUGCGAUCAAGAAUAUCCCCAAGGAUGCGAGCCUCGUUCCAGGGGAGAAAACUCCGCUUCAGCAAACAGCCCAACCGGGACUCUACUCACCAUCAGAGUAUGACGUCAUCUAUGACGUCGAGGGCGCUGACAUGAAUCGAAAUUUUGACAAGUUCUCUCCCGAUGAACUCAGGGAACUAAUGAUGUACUUGAAGCAGCGAGGCCCGCGGGCAUACGAUGAUGACGAAUACUUCUGAGGUCACUUCCGUGUGUAGAAAUGGAUAAUUUCACCCGUGUAAUUUGUUAAUGGCUGUUAAACUUAUAUGUAAUAAAACGUUAAUUAUAA
Molecule: messenger RNA, 1514 nt
Organism: Mya arenaria
Lineage: Eukaryota; Metazoa; Mollusca; Bivalvia; Myida; Myidae
Product: peptidylglycine alpha-hydroxylating monooxygenase-like
Exons: 13
Coding region: 217-1425 (402 amino acids)
Biological process (GO): peptide metabolic process
Cellular component (GO): extracellular region; membrane
Molecular function (GO): copper ion binding; peptidylglycine monooxygenase activity
Source: RefSeq, a predicted model, not a curated record